This is a messenger RNA of Marchantia polymorpha subsp. ruderalis, 1093 nucleotides long. Lineage: Eukaryota; Viridiplantae; Streptophyta; Marchantiopsida; Marchantiales; Marchantiaceae. The record is from the annotation of a GenBank genome assembly.
AAUGUACGGCCCAACUGUAAUUGGGAGACAACAAGUGUGAAUCUUGCUCUGAUCGUGCCUUAAGACGAUCACCAGAACCUAAUGGUUGAAGGGUGCAUCCUCAAACUUCGCUACUGAAGAAGCAAACUUCCAUAUGACGGCAACUGGCCCGUGAGUACUCCGUUUUACAUGAGAGUUAUAUCUACAUCGAAGUCAAUGUCAAUGAAUUCUUGCAUCGAAGGACCUUAUCUAUGCGAGGUUUGCAGGUGCUUCAAAGAGUUGACUGGAAUAAACAGAUCACUUGUAUCAGUGAGUUUCAUUGCAGAGUAUUGAGAUCAAAAGCAAUGUUCUCUUGCAAGCCAAACGAAGGAGAUCCACCGAACGAGAAGACCAAGACCUCUGUGAUUUGAGUUUCUUUGCCGAGCACAGCAACGUAAUGGAAGGAAAUGUUUGGUACGGCGUCACAGCGAAGCGACCAGUGCUGCUGUGCGGGCCCUUGGAGCUGUGCGUCUUCUCACAAGAGUCAAGGAGGUGAUUACGGUUUUGACAAUUCCAUGCUCCAGUGCAUAUCAGCAGAAAAUCCUGUGCUGUGUAGCACAAGCACUCCCGCUGGACACUGACUUGUGGAGAGAUCAUGCUCAUGGUAGACCUUGAAGCAACAACUGCACAAGAUAUUUUAAGGGACGUAACGGGUGGGCUCUGUCCUUGGGCUUCCUUUGUCCAAGCUUUAUUUGUUUGCGGGAUUCUCAAAUGAUGUUGACCUCUUUCCAGGCUGUCAUAAAUUCUAACAAUCUGCAGUGGGUCUAUGCAAGGACAGAUAACAAACGAGGGACUCUCUUCAAUUUGAUUCGAUCCACUUCGCUUUUUUAAGGCUCUCACAAGCUUCAUGAAUGCAGGAGCAGCCCUUCCUCCACCAGAGUCGAAGUCCGAACUCUAAGCGUUUCGACCAUGGGCUCCAAUCAAGCAUUGAUCUCUCACUGGAGAACAUUUAGACACUCGAUCACUGCAGUGACAUCAGAGCUGUGCUCUUGUCAAUAACGAAUACUCGAACUGUUGAAGACGGGGUAGCGAUACUCUUGUACUUCAAAGCAUACAUCCGGCAUACUCUCUAAUG